UUGUCCAUAACCCUUAGCUCAUAUCAAUUCCCACUCAUCUCUUAUCCUCUCCUUAGUUUUAAUAUACUCAAUGGCUUCACUUCCACUUGUUUUCUUCUUUUUAAGCUUUUGCUUCUAUUCUACUUUUGCUGAUUAUGGAGGAUGGCAAACUGCUCAUGCCACUUUCUAUGGAGGGGGUGAUGCCUCUGGCACAAUGGGGGGGGCUUGUGGAUAUGGAAAUUUGUAUAGCCAAGGGUAUGGAACUAACACUGCAGCACUAAGUACAGCACUAUUCAACAAUGGUUUAACUUGUGGUGCUUGUUAUGAGCUCACUUGCAACAAUGCAGCUCAAUGGUGUCUCCAAGGAACUAUUACAGUCACUGCAACUAAUUUUUGUCCUCCGAACCCGUCUCUGCCUAACAAUAAUGGUGGUUGGUGCAAUCCUCCUCUCCAACAUUUUGAUUUAGCACAACCUGCUUUCUUGGAAAUUGCUAAAUACCAAGCUGGUAUCGUCCCUGUAUCUUUUCGAAGGGUACCCUGUAUGAGAAAAGGAGGAAUAAGGUUUACAGUAAAUGGACACUCUUUUUUCAACUUGGUUUUAGUGACAAAUGUUGGAGGUGCUGGUGAUAUUCAAUCAGUUUCAAUUAAAGGGUCCAAUACUGGAUGGCAAGCAAUGUCAAGAAAUUGGGGCCAAAAUUGGCAAAGCAAUUCUAAUCUAAAUGGUCAAAGUCUUUCAUUUCAAGUCACUACAAGUGAUGGAAGGACACUCAUUAGCAACAAUGCUGCACCAACUAAUUGGCAAUUUGGACAAACUUUUGAAGGGGCUCAAUUUUAAUUAAUUAAUUUACUAUAAGCACAAAUUGAGGGGUUUUCAACUUGUAAUUUGUAUAUGGCAUGAAAGGGGUGAGUAGGUUUGGGAGAAAACUCCCUCAUGGUGGGGAGUUUGGCUCUAUUGCUGUGGUGGCUGGUUUGCACCCGCUUAGGCCUAUUAGUAAUUUUUAUUUUUUUUACAAUUUUAGGGAUAUUUGAUUAGUGGCCAUUUAUGGAUUUGAAGGUCACUUGAAUAUCACAUAGAUUUGUCUAUUAGUAGUACCUAAUUCAUUGUGUAAGCAGAAUUAGGGCAACUUCAUGUCAUCAUGUUAUCCUUCUUUAUAAUUGCUUUGGUACAUUUUCUUCUUCCA
Solanum tuberosum (potato) is the source of this 1160-nucleotide messenger RNA. RefSeq names its product expansin-A8. Gene Ontology annotation, biological process: plant-type cell wall organization. The transcript is spliced from 3 exons. The record is from RefSeq and is a predicted model, not a curated record. NCBI's taxonomy places the organism in Eukaryota, Viridiplantae, Streptophyta, Magnoliopsida, Solanales, Solanaceae. Gene Ontology annotation, cellular component: extracellular region. The coding region runs from base 71 to 814 and encodes 247 amino acids.